Numida meleagris (helmeted guineafowl) is the source of this 837-nucleotide messenger RNA. It is a transcript of the gene HSPA12B, whose product is annotated as heat shock protein family A (Hsp70) member 12B. Bases 124 to 783 code for a protein of 219 amino acids. The transcript has 2 exons. The record is from RefSeq and is a predicted model, not a curated record. Lineage: Eukaryota; Metazoa; Chordata; Aves; Galliformes; Numididae.
GAGGUGCACAGGGAUGGGGGUGCACGGAGACAGGUGCACGGGGAUGCUGGUGCACGGGGACGGGGGUGCAUGGGAACUGAGGUGCACAGGGACUGAGGUGCACGGGGAUGGUGGUACACGGGGAUGGAGGUGCACGGGGACGGGGGUGCACGGGGACCCCCGUCGGGGCAGAGCCCCCGCAGCCCCCUGACCCCCACCCCGCUGCCAGGGGGUCCGUACGGGGCCGUGGGGGUGGACGUGGCCUUCGAGCAGCUGCUGUGCCGCAUCUUCGGGGAGGAUUUCAUCAGCAGCUUCAAGGCCAAGCGCCCGGCCGCCUGGGUGGACCUGAGCAUCGCCUUCGAGGCGCGGAAGCGCGCGGCCGCCCCAUGGCGCUGCACCCCCGUCAACAUCUCCCUGCCCUUCUCCUUCAUCGACUUCUACCGCAAGCACCGCGGGCACAGCGUGGAGACGGCGCUGCGCAGGAGCAACGUGAACCUGGUGAAGUGGUCGUCGCAGGGGAUGCUGCGGAUGUCUGCGGAGGCCAUGAGCGAGCUGUUCCAGCCCACCAUCACCCGCAUCAUCCAGCACAUCGGUACGGGGGGGAGGGGGGGACUGACCCUCCCGGUGCCACCUGGGGCUGCGAGUGGGCACCCAUCGCUCCCUGGGACACCCCGAGGUGGGGAACCCCACGUGGGUACCCCCCCCACACGCACAGCCACAGCGAGCGGUGCCCACGUUGCGCCCCGCUUCCCCCGGCACCGUGUGGGGCUGAGGCUGGGAACCAUGAGCAUCCAUGGCCCCUGAGACAGAUGGGGGGGCAAGGGGGGGAUGGGGAUGGGUGAGGGCACAUGGGGUCAG